AUGACGGUUGACAAUGGCAAGGAGCGUCCUGCUGCGUUAGAUGAACACACAAUGCAGAAUAUGCGAAUUGCAGAGAAGAUGGGCGCCAAAACUUUUGAAGAGAAUACGUCUAUUUUACGCCGCGUGGCGUGGCGAGGGGCACGUGCGUUCGUUGUCUGUGGCAUUGGCAUGGCCGCCUUUGGGUACGCGAUGCGGCGGCGGCGGCUGCAGCUGCAGCAAGAAGAACCGCGGAAGCGGGGAAAACUUGAAGAAGACUCAACGGCGCGCUACCUGGAGGAGAUGCGGGGGCUCGGGUUUGAUGUGGAUACACUUGAGGAGGAGCUGGAGGCGGAGCGGAGGGCGGGCAAAACAAACUGA
Trypanosoma conorhini is the source of this 357-nucleotide messenger RNA. RefSeq lists its product as uncharacterized. Bases 1 to 357 code for a protein of 118 amino acids. The record is from RefSeq and is a predicted model, not a curated record. NCBI's taxonomy places the organism in Eukaryota, Euglenozoa, Kinetoplastea, Trypanosomatida, Trypanosomatidae. The transcript has a single exon.